AUGAAGGUAUUAUCGGAGGACCGUACGAAGAAACUGUUUGAAAAAUUGACAAAAUAUAUCGGAGUAAACGUUAAACUUCUAAUAGAUCGACCAGACGGCACAUACUGCUUCAGAGAAAAGAAGGACAGGGUAUAUUAUAUAUCUGAGAGAUUGUUACAAUUAGCCCAAACAGUGAAACCUGAUCAUUUGAUAUCCGCUGGUACAUGUUUCGGUAAAUUCACCAAAACAAAUAAGUUUCGGUUGCAUAUAACAGCAUUGACGUAUAUAGCGCCGUACGCUAAUUACAAGAUAUGGGUUAAACCAUCGGCAGAACAGCAAUUUUUAUAUGGACAUCAUGUUAUCAAAAGUGGACUCGGUAGAAUAACUGAAAACACACCGAAACACCAAGGAGUUGUUAUAAACACAAUGUCGGAUAUACCAAUAGGUUUCGGAGUAGCUGCUCGAUCUACCACAGAAUGUAGGCACGCGGAUCCUUUAGCAACAAUCGCCUUCCACCAGGCAGACAUCGGUGAAUAUAUUAGAUCAGAAGAUACUUUAGUUUGA
Molecule: messenger RNA, 543 nt
Organism: Danaus chrysippus (African queen)
Lineage: Eukaryota; Metazoa; Arthropoda; Insecta; Lepidoptera; Nymphalidae
Source: the annotation of a GenBank genome assembly